Messenger RNA from Anoplopoma fimbria (sablefish), 3202 nucleotides. It is a transcript of the gene phf21ab, whose product is annotated as PHD finger protein 21Ab. The record is from RefSeq and is a predicted model, not a curated record. Gene Ontology annotation, cellular component: histone deacetylase complex. Gene Ontology annotation, molecular function: chromatin binding. Lineage: Eukaryota; Metazoa; Chordata; Actinopteri; Perciformes; Anoplopomatidae. Gene Ontology annotation, biological process: negative regulation of transcription by RNA polymerase II.
GUCUCGGAGGCGUUGAACGCGCCGCACCGGCAGCUCGCGCUCAGGGAGCCGCGUGGUCGCGCUGCGGCGCGCGUGGUGGCCCCCCCGCACGCCGCCUGGCCCCGCACGCCUGGCCCCGCGCCGCGCAGGGAUCCGCGGUGCUGCGGCUGAGCUGCGUGAGGACACUUCUUCUGUUUUCUAGCUUCAGUUUCUCUUUUCACGCGUUUAUCAAACUCCCGCAAACUCCCGCAAACACGCGCCCGCACGCAGCUGCGGGGGCAGAGGAGCCGGAGGACCUGCGGGGACCGGACCCGGAGAGGCAGCACAGAGGGGUGGAGUAGCACAGAGGGGUGGAGUCCAGUCCCACAGCCAGGUGCGGCACUUUAAUGCUUCAGUUGGAUGGUUUUCCUACUGGAGACGGUGUUAAGGCUGAUCGAUCAGCUGGCAGACUGACUGGAUCCAUGAUGGAGCUACAGACGUUACAGGAGGCCCUGAAGGUGGAGAUCCAGAUCCAUCAGAAACUGGUUGCCCAGAUGAAGCAGGACCCUCAGAACGCAGAUCUGAAGAAGCAGCUCCACGAACUUCAAGCCAAGAUCACGGCGCUCAGUGAGAAGCAGAAGAAGGUGGUGGAGCAGCUGAGGAAGGAGCUGUUGGUGAAACAGGAGCCGGAGGCGAAGCUGCAGCUGCACGUCCAAACUCCUCCAGGAGGUGGCGACAUCAAGCCGACCAACCUGCUGCAAAGCCAGCAGAUACCUGGAGGACUGCAGCAGACCCUGACAGUCACGCCGGUCCUCACCACGAAGACUCUACCUCUGGUGCUGAAAGCUGCCGCCACGGCCGCCCUCCCCGGCUCUGUCUUGCCACAACGCCCGCCCACUGUCGCUAUGGUAACCACAGCUAUCACCAAACCCGACUUGCAGAACGCCCCCAUCAACCUGCAGGUGGCCACCAAGCUGACCAAUCAGGGCUCGGAGCCGGUACGACUGGUAUCCAAGAACGCCAUGGUGGUGCAGGCCACCACCACCGCCCAGCCAAUCAAAGUUCCUCAGUUUGUCGCUCCUCCUAGACUGACGCCUCGACCCACCUUUCAGCCACAGGUCAGGCCCAAACCGGCCACGCCCACCAACGUCCACAUCGCCCCGGCCCCUCCCCCGCCCAUGAUGGCGGCCCAUCUGCUCCAGAGGCCCGUCAUGUUGGCCACCAAGCUGUCGUCCUCGCUGCCCUCGGCGGCUCCCAUCCACCAGGUCCGCAUCGUGAACGGGCAGCCCUGCGGCAAGACGGGCUCCACGGCGCUGACGGGCAUCGUCAUCACCACGCCGGUCUCUGCUCACGCCGCCCGCCUCGUCAGCCCUGCCCACAAAGCCGGCCUCACCCCUAUCCUCACCCCGACCCCCGCCAAGCCCAUCCAGAUCAGCAGCCUGACCACUGAGCCUAAGCAGACUGUUAAAUCAGGAGGAGGAGCAGAGCAGAAGGUCGUCGUCGGCCUCCCCUCCUCCACUCCUCCGCUGUCUCCUCCUCCUCCCAGACACAAGAGAGAGGAGAACCCAGAGAAACUGGCCUUCAUGGUGUCUCUGGGCCUCGUGACACACGACCACCUGGAAGAAAUUCAGAGCAAAAGACAGGAGAGGAAGAGGAGAACGACGGCCAACCCGGUGUACAGCGGCGCCGUGUUUGAGCCUGAGAGGAAAAAGAGUGCAGUGAGUUACCUGAACAGCCCUCUGCACCAAGGGACCAGGAAGAGAGGUCGCCCACCCAAAUACAGCAGCGUCCCGGAGCUGGGCAGCCUCACCCCGAUCCCCUCCAGCCCCGUCCGUCCCCUCCCCCUGCCCAGCCCCAGCUCUGGGGAUGGAGACAUCCAUGAGGAUUUCUGCACUGUGUGCAGACGCAGUGGCCAGUUGCUCAUGUGCGACACGUGUUCUCGUGUUUAUCACCUGGACUGCCUGGAUCCACCACUGAAAACCAUUCCUAAAGGCAUGUGGAUCUGUCCAAAAUGUCAAGAUCAGAUCCUAAAGAAAGAAGAAGCCAUUCCCUGGCCUGGUACUCUGGCUAUUGUUCAUUCCUACAUCGCCUACAAAGAAGCUAAAGAAGAGGAGAAACAGAAGCUGAUGAAAUGGAGCGCAGAACUGAAACUGGAGCGAGAGCAGCUGGAACAGAGAGUCAAGCAUCUCAGCAACUCUAUAACGAAAUGCAUGGAGACCAAAAACACCAUCCUGGCUCGUCAGAAGGACAUGCAUCUUUCCCUGGAGAAAGUAAAACACCUGAUUCGCCUCAUCCAAGCCUUCAACUUCAACCAAGCCCUGGCGGAGACAGAAGUUAAGGACGUCAGUGCCAGAGGCCCGGACUGUGCUGAAGGUGCAGUCGGCUCAGAAGCCGCACCAGAAGCCAACUCUGUAGAGAAUGUGAAGGCUGGGAGCUCCUCCACCAGCAUCAACACCGACGGAAACGACAAACCAGAGGAGCAUGAAGCCGCGGCGAACAACCAGACGACGGGAGCAGCAGGAGGAGACGCUGACAGCAAGGCUGUCCUAGAAGACAGCGCGGUCCUCACAGCAGAUAACAGCCCCGGUGGGGGGGCCGGGGGUAAGGCAGGGCCUGGUGACGGAGCAGGGGGAGACACAGAGACUAUUGUCCAGGUGGAGGUUGUGGCCAAACCUGAGCCUGAUGCAGCUCCAGUAGUUGACAUUCCUGCUCCCUCAGUGGUGGCGACUGUGGCCACCACCAACGGUACGGCCGAGCCGGCCGGUCCCGACGUCAGCCCCGCAGGAGCCUGCACCACCACCACCACCACCACCACCGUCAACACCACCGUCAACGCCACCGUCAACGCAACCACCAACGCAACCACCAACGCCACCGCAGACUCUGAGAACAAGAUGGCUGCCGUCAGCCCUCCAGAGACAGCGGUAGAGAAGAAGCAGGAGGAGAUCACUGACAGUGACGGCAGCAGCAACAACAACAACAACAGCAAAACCUCAGAACCCUCCCAGCAUUCUUUGCCAGCUCUUGUCAGCAGUUUGGACAAUAAAAAGUAAUGCUCCUUCUCUUGAGUUGCGGGAAUUCAAACAUAUAUAUAAAAAAAAGACUUUUGCUUGCACCGUACGGUGUCCUGAAGUUGCCAAUCUGUAUAAAUGUUGUUUGUUUGCAUUGUAUUGUCAGACUGUGUCAAUGGUAGAUAUACAGCCCAAGUCACAUGACUCUGGGGAGACGUAGGCUGCCCCCCCCC